AUGGGACUCACCCUGCCAGAACCCAGAAGCACGCUUGCAACCCCGACACCGGUAACGACAACAGCCUCAUCCACCAAACUGCCGAGGAGAUCCAUUGCCUUCGUUCUGGCCGCCGCGUGCGUCUCGUUCGUGGCGGUGCCUGGUCUUCUCGUGGUGCUCGCUCUGGUGAUCAUAGACCUGCGGUGCAGCAGCGACCAGUGCCUGAACUUCGCCGCCCAGCUGUACCACAGUCUAAACCUGUCCGCGGAUCCCUGCGACAGCUUCUACGACUUUGUCUGCGGCGGUUGGAACAGCAGCGACGCCUCCGGGGCAACACUUCACCAGAGGUGGCAGCAAAAGUUCACGAAUGACGUCGUCGAGAUCAACAGGAAGGCCCACGUUCCGACCAAGGGCCAAAGCGCACAGCAAAAAGCUGCCAUGUUCUUUCAGUCAUGCGAAAAAUUGGCUGCCUUCAACUAUAGCGAAGCGCGCGGACUUCAGCUGGCGCUUGCCGAGGCGGGCCUCUUCCUGCCAACUUGGAAGCAGGAAUCGGAGUUCGUCAACGCCACGCUUUUUCUGAACGCUCGGAUGCAGUUUGAGACGGCGGUUCGAGUUUCCCUCUCGAAAGAGCAACGUGUUGCCGACGGUUCUGACGGCGGAUUCGUCCUUACCAUGCGCCCCAGUCGCGCGUUUCUAGACUACGCUUCGCGCAGGAGAAGCGAGACGCGUGCGAGGUUCGUCGAGCAGUACCGCACCCUGCGCAAGUACCUGGAGAACGACGAGGCACACGCGAUGUCCGCUGAUAAGCUGUAUUUCUUGCAGAAGAAAGUACGCAGAUUUCUGGUCAUGUCCCUGAGGCAAAGAGACGGAGGCGUGGAAAGCAACCGCUCCCGGAUACUGCCGUUUGUGCCCGAGUCGAUGUGGACUGUCUUUCUUCUCUCCUGCUAUGGCAUCACGAGCCGUAACAUAACAUACCGAUUAAGAAGUCCCAGUUUCCUCAGGGCCUACUUCGCUCUUCCUUAUCAGCUGGGAGCCGCAGUCUCGCAGCAGUACAUAAGAUGGUUUGUAAUGUCAACGUACAUGCGAGUCUUCCACGGGCCUUCCUUCAUCCGCCAUUACGCAGACGAAGCCCAGGCCACGGAGGAAAGAUCGCGCUUUUGUUUUCGCGUUGUUCGCAGUAGCAUGGGUGCGGCGUUCACUUCCCAGCACGUCCUGCAGUCAUUCACCGGGGAAGUUGUCGACAGCAUAAAUGACUUGUUGAGACGAGUGUACGCGGGCUUCCUGACAGUGUUCGCUCAAGACCCCUGGUUCAAGCCAACGUUCCACGUGUCGGACUACCGAAACGACUCCGGCCUUGUGCUAGACAUGCUGGAAGCCUCUAAGCCGGCGAGACUCGAGCAAACGUACGCUGAAUACAGCGACAUGUCGCACAGCUUCAUUGAGAACUGGAGACGCGUUGCCGAGGCGAUAGUUCGUCGCCUUGGAUAUGACGACUCUGUGACCGAACGCGAUGGCGAAAUUUGCAUUCACAGUGCGUGUUCUUUUUAAAUUUUGGGGGGAGGGGGGGAUUUUACGUAUAACGCUCCGCACAGAGCCUUUUGCCUAGCGAAAUAGGCCGAGGUCGAAGAUACCUUGAGAAAUGAUAUGGCAUACAAAACCGCCUACUCCGGACCUUCCGCUUUCUUUCAGCCCUUCUCGCGCACCAGCUAAUGCUUAUUCAGCGAUUUCAAGUGUAGCAGACCGCCGUUCGGUUGUUUUAGCUUUGGGAUUGGCUGCCCGGCUCACGUAGAGUGGACGUGAAAAGGGGAUAGGUUAAGGCGUGCACAGUGUGACAGGUGAAAGGUCAGUGGAAGCCACGUUGUCUCACGCUUACCACAGGCCAUGCAUUUCGAGUCCCGUACUUACUACGUGCGAUAAGAAACAUACCAAAGUUGCAUUGCAACCCACCAGCGCACAAUCACGCCGAGGACAAGAAGGAAGAACACACCACAGCUCUGAGUUCUCAAUAUUUUGAUACCAAAGUAGACUCGGACGAAGUUAUGCACAGACCAGACUUUCCUCACCUGCAUCUGUUUCAGCGGGCGAGGAGGCACUUUGUAACAGCGGGCAAUGUACAGCCGUAAUGCGAAGGUUGCACAACGUGUGGAAGGCACAGGAAACCAGACGUAAGGCAUGUAUAAAGCAUGGCGUUAGCCGUAGACGUAACUGUCAGUUGUUUAGAACAAUUCAAAGCUAUAAGACCUCGAAGCACCAGUCGAAGAACAUUUGUGAGUAAGCCAUUAAAAGAACGGUAUAAACUGCUCUUUCUGACAACGUCACCAAAUCAGAGGUUCUUGACAGGAAACAAUGCUGAAACGUAAUUUCAUUUAUACGCACAACUAGGAACAAUAGCCGCGUCUUAGACUCGGGCAUCAGUUGAAUCCAAAGGUGCUAGCUGUGCUUCCAGUUUCGUAUGUGUACUUCCAACGUGACCAAACAUCGGCGAACGCAAUAAUGUCUGACAGCAAGCCAGUUUAUACGUACAUGUAUGUAUGUCCCAGUGGAUCCGAGACAAAGUAUGAGCUUGCGCACUUGUAAGUGUUCAGUCAUUCAAAUACAAAUGUAACUUGUCGGCAGGCUGGUCUUGUUUUGAGAGUUGUAAUGGGCCUGCCUAUCAACGAAUCCAACUUUGCAGCCAAGCAACGUGCACGUGUCCCAUGCAUUCAGGUUACCGUUCGUGGGCGCUCAUGAGAUUUCUGUCCGUGUACUUCCUCCGUUUCAGACGAACCCAUUGCACCCAGACAUGAGUUGGCGUACUAUAAGACGCGCCCGCAGAGUGAAGAUUUUGAGUUGCUCCCCGAAGCGUCUGCGCUGCCCUUCAUGAGCAAAGCUGCGCCGCUGGAACUUCGCCUGGCCAUCGUCGGUUCUGUGGCUGCGGACGCCCUGACCACGUUGCUCUUCUAUGGUUACGACGAAUGGGACCACGAGGCGCGCGCCGAGUUCGCCCUACAAGUCCGCUGCCACCUGGGCCGUCGGAUCGCACUGCCCGAACUGCGGCCCACGCAGCUGCGUGACAUGCGACGAUUCAUGUCACUCCGGGCUCUGAUUGCGGCGCUGCACAAUCCUGACGCCUUCACUUUUCCUUUCGGUGUGCAGAGGCUUCCGUGGGGUUUGCAAGGCACGCGCCUGCUGUUCGCUGCCUGGUGUCUCCAGGCCUGUGGCCGGCCGGACGGCAGGAACAUGUGCGAGCGGCCGCUCUCCGAAACGAUCUACUUCCGCGGGGUCUUUCUCUGCUGUCCGCAGGCCGCCAUGUUGAAAGAAGACGCCUGCGCCAUUAUGUUCAACUGAAUGUUGCUAUUCUUCGGUUGCUCGUUGUGUUGCACAGCUGUGUUGGCCCUGCAGAGUGGCAGUGUAUCAUCUGCACUUAAGAUAUUUCGCACGAGUGACUCAGUCCGGAUUCACUGUAACCAAGCGAUAUGUAAAAGCGCCGGAAAUGGUCGUCGCGCCGGCCGCAUCCCGUAAAAGCUCGAACUUAUGCAUCUUCGUAAUUAAGUAAUUAAAACAAGAAAUGUGAUCCCUCGCUCUUCCAACCUUUUGUUCUUUUGAGGCUUUCCCAUCGGUGCUGAUUAUUCGAAAAAUAUUCAGUACUUCGAAUACGCUAUUCGAUUCUAGCAUCGGUGCUGAUUAUUCGAAAAAUAUUCAGUAGUUCGAAUACGCUAUUCGAUUCGAGCACCGAAAGUAUCAGCACCAUCGGUGCUGAUUAUUCGAAAAAUAUUCAGUAGUUCGAAUACGCUAUUCGAUUCGAGCACCAAAAGUAUCGGAAGCUUCGCAGUUGUUUCAGAUUGUUGCGUUAAGAUUACGCGCGAAUCCCAGCCGCGGCGGCCACAUUUCGAUGGAGGCGAAAUGCUCGAGCUCGUGUACUUAGAUUUAGGAGUACGUUAAAGAACCCCAGGUGGUGGAAAUUUCUGGAGCCCUCCAGUACGGCGUCCAUCAUAAUCAUGUCGUGGUUUUGGGAUGUAAAACUGCAACAAUUAUUAUUAAAAUUAUGCGCAGGACGCGAGCACUGUAGUUCAUUCGGGAGCUUACGCGAGCACCAUCGGUAACGCUGGAAGGUUCGAUCGCAGAUGUGACCAUGCGUUCCAUCUGUGAUCAGAAUACCGAAGGCCAACGACAUUUAUUGCCGCUAUCAGUGUACAGAGUGCUUUGCUUGUAUUAUGAGUUGCUUAGUUUUCUGGGCACAAGUUUGCUCAGUGAGCAGUUUAGUCUCUACCAGAGUGACUGCCGCCUUCUUUAUUCUUACCACCACGUGACAAUACAAUAGGUAUUAGGCAUUUCUGGGGUGAACAUAUUCUCUCGUUGAAGAAAAAUUGUUAAAAGAUUGCACGUUAGUGAAUAUAUUGAUGACGAACCCUUUACGCCAGCAGAUAAGUAGAACAUGAAAAGUCAUUGCAGUUUUACGAGCUCUACGCAUACACAGUGCGUCACGAAAAAUAUCGCCAGCAACGUUGUUCCUACUGUACACCGGUGGUUCGGUAUUGCGUGAACGCUCUUUUACAGACGAGGUAAA
Messenger RNA from Rhipicephalus sanguineus (brown dog tick), 4525 nucleotides. RefSeq names its product neprilysin-1. The record is from RefSeq and is a predicted model, not a curated record. The transcript has 2 exons. Gene Ontology annotation, cellular component: plasma membrane. Bases 1 to 1527 code for a protein of 508 amino acids. Gene Ontology annotation, biological process: protein processing. Lineage: Eukaryota; Metazoa; Arthropoda; Arachnida; Ixodida; Ixodidae. Gene Ontology annotation, molecular function: metalloendopeptidase activity.